AUGGAGUUCGUCACCGCCCUCCGGGGCACCUUUGACGACCAGAAGCCCUCGCUCUUCGAGCUGCUCUCCGAACAGCAGCUGAACGCGCUCCUGCCGCCCACCCUGCGCUACCUCCUCACCGUCCUCACCCAGCGGUACCCGCGCUACCUGCUGCGCGCCCUCAACUCGUUCGAUGAGAUCUACGCCCUGCUGAUGCUGCUCGUUGAGCGCCACUACCUGCGCACCCGCGGCGGCGCCUUCACCGAGCACUUCUACGGCCUCAAGCGCGAGAAGGCCCUCGCCGCCGAGAUCCCCCGCGCCAGCGCCGCCGCCUCGGGCCUCGUGCGCGAGACCCUCAAGCUCGGCCAUGCCGACGUCUGGAAGAACCUGGCCGUCAUGGUCGGCGUACCCUACCUCAAGCGCAAGCUGGACGAGAGCCAUGAGAUCGAGGCCCCGCGCGCCCUGCUCGGCGCCAACUACACACGCAUGCCCGCCAACCCGACGGUGCGCCAGCGCCUCAUGCACUACUACCGCUGGUUCAUCCGCAACGUAUACCCAUCGGUCCACGCCGGCUACUGCUUCGCCGUGCUGGCCUUCCACCUGGCCUAUCUGUUCGAUGGGUCCAAGUACCACAACCCCCUCAUGUGGCUGAUCGGCACGAGGGUGCGGAGGAUGAACGGCGCCGAUUACAAGGCCAUCGAGGAGCUCGGCAAGCCAAAAGGGGGCGUGCCUCCUGCAGCUGGUCUGAGCAUAUUCUCACCGAGAACGCUAGGCCCGAAGAUAUUAGGAAGCUUGUCAGUUCUAUUACCGACAAGUAUCUUUGCCCUCAAAUUUCUUGAGUGGUGGUAUGCGUCCGAUUUUGCCAAGCAACUGACCCGGAAGGCGGCGGAGAACUUGGAACUUCCUCCACCGGUCGUAAGCGGGUUGUCGGCCUCAGGGCUGAAGACAGCCAAGAAGGGCGCCGAAGACCCCGGCAAGUCGAAAGACGAAGCAGUUCCAAAGGAGGGAAAUACAGAAAAUGCGCCAAUCGCGACGCCUUCACUUAUGCCCAUCUACACGGUACCGCCGCCCGAGGACUCAGAGCUGUGCCCCAUCUGCGAGGACGAGAUCCAAACCGCCACCGCCUGUCAAACAGGGGUUGUCUACUGCUAUUCGUGCAUACAUAAAUGGGUGGAGGGCUCUCACCCCCGGCAGGAAGCUUUCAUGGAGGAGAGGACGGGCAAAUGGGAGAGCGGCCAGGGGAGAUGUGCCGUCACGGGACGCCGCGUGCUCGGCGGUACGGAGGGCCUGCGAAGGAUCAUGGUAUAG
This is a messenger RNA of Neoarthrinium moseri, 1287 nucleotides long. RefSeq lists its product as uncharacterized. The transcript has a single exon. Gene Ontology annotation, molecular function: ubiquitin-protein transferase activity; zinc ion binding; protein binding. The coding region runs from base 1 to 1287 and encodes 428 amino acids. Lineage: Eukaryota; Fungi; Ascomycota; Sordariomycetes; Amphisphaeriales; Apiosporaceae. Gene Ontology annotation, cellular component: peroxisomal importomer complex; peroxisomal membrane. The record is from RefSeq and is a predicted model, not a curated record. Gene Ontology annotation, biological process: protein import into peroxisome matrix; protein monoubiquitination.